Molecule: messenger RNA, 7552 nt
Organism: Cavia porcellus (domestic guinea pig)
Lineage: Eukaryota; Metazoa; Chordata; Mammalia; Rodentia; Caviidae
Gene: Auts2
Product: activator of transcription and developmental regulator AUTS2
Exons: 20
Coding region: 1223-5137 (1304 amino acids)
Source: RefSeq, a predicted model, not a curated record
GCAGCGGCAGCGUUAGCGGCGAGAGUGGCGUUUUCGUCAGCGCUUUUGCCUCCGGCGGGGCGACGAGGAGUGGCGGCGGCGGCGGCGGCAGCACGGGCACACCGGUGUCUCUCGCUGGAGAUUUCUUUCUGCUUUCCUUAUCGACUGACUGACUCAUCCCCUCCCUGAUUAUUAAUAUUUUUUUGAGGAAGGGUGACCUCUGGGACUGGAAAAAAAUAUUUUUUUGUGAGCAAGGGUGUGUGUGAGUGUGUGUGUGUGUGAGGGGGGCGGGCGGCAGCGUCAGGGUUUGCUUCUUCUCUUCUUUCUUCUCUUCUCCUCCCCCCUUCGAAGACCGAAAAGCAAACCCCUCAACUGCUCCAGCAUCCUCCUUCCUCCUCUUCCUGCGCCUCCCUUCUCCAACCUCUUCGCAGUUUCGUCCUCUCCUCCGCUAAUGAUUGCAUUAUUAUUAUUAUGCUUCCUUCCCAGGGAGUGGGGUCUCGUUCCUCUCAGAUCGCUCCCCAACCCUACUCUGCCCUGGAUGCAAUUUCUUAAAAAUUUUGCAGCCUGGGAGUGAGUUUUCUCCGAGGCGUGUGUGAGAGGUGGCCGGGUGUGUGUGUGUGUGCGUGUGUGUGUGUGUGUGUGUGUGUGUGUGUUGUUUUCAAGUUCAUUGCCCCCACUUUUCCCGCGACCUUUUCGAACCCGAUUUUAGAUCCCCGGGUGGGGUGGUGGGGAGGAGGGUGUGCAGGCGUUUUGGGGGGGGGCGCGGCGGAGAAUGGCCGCGGGGAGGGCUCCCCGGAGCCUCCCAGUCUCUUGAUCAAAGCAUUCCGCUAUUCUGAUUUAUUGCCUGCUUGGUGAGUUAUUUUUUUUCCCCUCUAAAGGAGACCUGUGUGUUCAGCCAUUACUUUGCUCGGCGCUGCUCCCAGGCAUCUCCGACCCUCGGUGCGGCGGGGAGCCCCACACUUGGGCUCUGCGCCCCCCGUCCCUCCUCCCCUCUCUCCGCCCCUUCCCCCUUUUCUUUCUCCUCUCUUUCUUCCCCUCUCUCCCUUCUUUCGGCCGCCGUCUCCCCCGCGCCCUCCUCGGGGCGGAGGGAAGCCGUGAUCCGGGGAGGGAAGGCUCGGUGUCAGUUUUUUUUUUUUUUUUUUUUUUUUUUUGGUGUGUGUGUGUGUGUGUGUGUGUGUGUGUGUGUGGCCGCGGCCAGAGCCUGUGGCGGGCGGCAGGCAAGCGGGGGGACCCCGGCACAGCCAUGGAUGGCCCGACGCGGGGCCAUGGACUCCGCAAAAAGCGGCGGUCGCGGUCGCAGCGAGAUCGGGAGAGGCGCUCCCGGGGCGGGUUGGGGGCCGGUGGCGGAGGGGCCGGCCGGACCCGGGCGCCCUCCCUCGCCUCGUCGUCUGGCUCCGACAAGGAAGACAAUGGGAAGCCCCCGUCCUCCGCCCCGUCCCGGCCCAGACCCCCGCGGAGGAAGCGGCGAGAGUCCACCUCGGCCGAAGAGGACAUCAUUGAUGGAUUUGCCAUGACCAGCUUUGUCACUUUUGAAGCGCUGGAGGUCGAUGCAGGGCACCGGCCAGUCCUGGUCCCAACUCCUUUCAACGCUUCCCACUCUCCGAGCUUUCGCGCCUCUCUCCCUGCUGUGCCCACCGGGAUGCAACAGCAGCUGCAGAAAGAUGUAGCACUUAAGCCUCAGGAACGUGUAGAGAAAGGCCAGACUCCCCUGAGUAAGAAGAAACGAGAAGCACUUACAAACGGCUUGUCCUUUCAUUCAAAGAAGAGCAGGCUCAGCCAUCCACACCACUACAGUUCAGAUCGAGAAAAUGACCGCAAUCUCUGCCAGCAUCUCGGGAAGAGAAAGAAAAUGCCGAAGGGACUCAGACAGCUCAAGCCAGGGCAGAACAGCUGCAGGGACAGUGACAGCGAAAGUGCCAGUGCAGAAUCCAAGGGUUUCCAUCGGAGCAGCUCCCGUGAAAGGCUCAGUGAUAGUUCAGCUCCUUCCAGCUUGGGAACAGGCUACUUCUGUGACAGUGACAGUGACCAGGAAGAAAAGGCAUCAGAUGCCAGCUCUGAAAAACUCUUCAACACUGUUAUUGUAAACAAAGAUCCAGAGUUAGGUGUCGGCACACUGCCUGAACAUGACAGCCAGGAUGCCGGGCCGAUUGUUCCCAAGAUAUCAGGUCUAGAGAGGAGCCAGGAGAAGAGCCAGGACUGUUGCAAAGAGCAGAUCUUUGAGCCCGUGGUGCUUAAAGACCCCUGUCCUCAGGUCCCCCAGCCGCUACCCCAGCCACCCGUGGAGCCGCAGGUCCGAGCUCCUUCUCCAGAUCCUAACUUGGUGCCGCGCACGGAGGCCCCCACCCAGCCACCCCCUCCAAGUACUCAGCCGCCACAGGGCCCCCCAGAGGCCCAGCUGCAGCCCGCCCCGCAGCCUCAGGUGCAGCGGCCACCGCGGCCACAGUCCCCCACGCAGCUGCUUCACCAGGGCCUCCCGGCGGUGCAGGCCCACCCAGCGUCCCAGAGUCUCUCCCAGCCACUAUCCGCCUACAACAGCAGCAGCUUGAGCCUCAACAGUCUCAGCAGUAGCAGGAGCAGCACUCCAGCGAAGACUCAGCCCGCCCCGCCUCACAUCUCCCACCACCCCUCUGCCUCCCCGUUCCCCCUCUCCCUGCCCAAUCACAGCCCCCUACACAGCUUCACACCCACCCUCCAGCCCCCUGCGCACUCACAUCACCCCAAUAUGUUUGCCCCUCCCACUGCUUUGCCUCCUCCACCACCACUGACAUCAGGGAGUCUGCAGGUGCCCGGACACCCUGCCGGGAGCACUUACUCAGAGCAAGACAUCUUGCGCCAGGAACUGAACACACGUUUUUUGGCCUCUCAGAGUGCUGACCGCGGGGCCUCCCUGGGCCCUCCGCCCUACCUGCGGACAGAGUUCCACCAGCACCAACACCAGCACCAGCACACGCAUCAGCACACACACCAGCACACCUUCACACCAUUCCCCCACGCCAUCCCGCCCACCGCCAUCAUGCCGACGCCAGCACCUCCCAUGGUGCGUACCCCAGGCAGAAAUUUUGACAAAUACCCUACAAAAGUUGACCCAUUCUACCGGCACAGUCUCUUCCAUUCCUAUCCUCCUGCAGUAUCGGGCAUCCCCCCCAUGAUCCCACCCACUGGCCCUUUUGGUUCACUACAAGGAGCAUUUCAGCCCAAGACAUCCAACCCUAUCGAUGUCGCUGCUCGGCCUGGGACAGUCCCACACACUUUACUCCAAAAGGACCCAAGGUUGACAGAUCCUUUCAGACCUAUGUUAAGGAAACCAGGGAAGUGGUGUGCUAUGCAUGUUCACAUCGCCUGGCAGAUUUACCACCACCAACAGAAAGUCAAGAAACAGAUGCAGUCAGAGCCACAUAAGUUGGACUUCGGACUGAAACCUGAGUUCCUGAGCCGCCCUCCAGGCCCCAGCCUCUUUGGAGCUAUCCACCAUCCCCAUGACCUGGCCCGGCCUUCAACUUUGUUCUCUGCCGCUGGUGCUGCACACCCAACCGGAACCCCCUUCGGGCCACCUCCUCAUCACAGCAACUUUCUCAACCCUGCUGCUCACCUAGAGCCUUUUAAUCGGCCAUCUACGUUCACGGGCCUUGCAGCAGUCGGUGGCAAUGCCUUUGGGGGACUUGGAAACCCCUCAGUUACACCCAACUCAAUGUUCGGCCAUAAGGAUGGCCCCAGUGUGCAGAGCUUUAGCAACCCUCACGAACCCUGGAACCGGCUGCACCGAACGCCUCCGUCGUUCCCGACCCCUCCGCCCUGGCUGAAGCCAGGGGAGCUGGAGCGCAGCGCGUCCGCUGCAGCUCAUGACAGAGAUAGAGAUGUAGAUAAACGAGACUCAUCUGUUAGUAAAGAUGACAAAGAAAGGGACAGCGUUGAGAAGAGACACUCCAGCCAUCCUUCACCAGCACCUAUCCUCCCGGUGGGCGCCCUGGGACAUAAUCGCAGCUCUGCCGAACAGAUGAGGGGUCACUUGAACACCGAGGCUCGCGAGAAAGACAAACCCAAAGAGAGGGAGCGAGAGCACUCGGAACCCCGCAAGGACCUGGCCGCCGAGGAGCACAAGGCGAAGGAGGGCCACACACCCGAGAAAGACGCGCACGGUCACGAGGCCCGCGCCACGGGAGAGGAGGCAAAGCAGGGGCCCCGCGUGCCCUCGCCCUUCGCGCGUGCCCCCGCUGCGGAUGGCGCCCGGCCUGGCAGCACGUCCAGCCGCGAGGCCGAGCCACGCAAGGGUGAGGUGGCCUACGAGCACCCCAGGAAGAGCUCGGAGGUCAAGGUGAAGGAGGAACGCAAGGAAGACCACGACCUGGCGCCUGAGGCUGCCGCCGCCACGCAGGCCCACCGGGCCUCGGAACCGCCGCCGCCCAGCUCUUCAGCGGGCGUGCACGCAGGGCCGCUGGCAUCCAUGCCAAUGACGGUGGGGGUGACAGGCAUCCACCCCAUGAACAGCAUCAGUAGCCUGGACAGGACUCGCAUGAUGACCCCCUUCAUGGGCCUCAGCCCCAUCCCGGGCGGCGAGCGCUUCCCGUACCCCUCCUUCCACUGGGACCCCAUUCGGGACCCCCUGAGGGAUCCCUACCGGGAAUUGGACGUGCACCGCAGGGACCCGCUGGCCAGGGACUUCCUGCUGCGCAGCGACCCGCUGCACCGACUCUCUGCCCCACGGCUCUACGAGGCCGACCGCUCCUUCCGGGACCGGGAGCCCCAUGACUACAGCCACCACCACCACCACCCGCACCCCCCGCUGCCUGUGGAUCCACGGCGCGAGCACGAGCGGGGAGCGCACCUGGAUGAGCGCGAGCGCCUGCACCUGCUGCGCGAGGACUACGAGCACCCACGGCUGCACGCUGUGCACCCCGCCGCGCUGGACGGACACCUGCCGCAUCCCGGCCUGCUGGCGCCGGGACUCCCGAGCAUGCACUACCCCCGCAUCAGCCCGACUGCGGGCCACCAGAACGGGCUGCUCAACAAGACCCCACCCACAGCGGCGCUGAGCGCACCCCCACCGCUCAUCUCCACACUGGGGGGCCGCCCUGGGUCCCCGCGCAGGACUACCCCGCUGUCGGCGGAGAUCCGGGAGAGGCCCCCCUCCCACACGCUCAAGGACAUCGAAGCCCGGUGAGGGGGACAGGAAGGCCUGGACAUGGGGCGAGAGACACACAGCGAGUGGCCAAGGCACUCCCGCCUCCCUCCCACUGCGGGCGGGCGAGCAGCCCCAUUCCGCCCCUGUACAGUGUACAGACUCCGCGCAGAUUUUGAAAUGUUUUGUAUAUUAUAUGUUGAAAUUUUUCAGAUCUUUUAGCCAACUCGUAUGUCCUCAUUUCUCCUCUUUUUUGUUCCUUACAUGAAACUUUUUGAUUUGAACCAAAACAGUGACGAGGACAACACACACCAGUCAGGUGAUAAUUGGGGGGUGGGGGAGCCCCCGCGAUCAGUCACGAGAGCUCUUUCAGAUGGGAAGGGAAGGCCGUGUGUACAUAGCGUGUAAAAAAGAUUGCUUCAUGAGCUGAUGGUUCAUAUAUGCAAAAGGGUAAGAUGAAAGCUUUACUUUGUACAGAUGUAAAUAGAUAAAGAUUAAGUAACAUAAUACAUUAAUACUUCUUAAAAUGUGCUAUUUGCAAACCUGGUAUCAGUGAGCACAGUCCGCUAAAGCUGUGUUCCCGUAUAUUGUUAUAGACAGCUAAACCCUUCAACUAUGCAAUGAAUGUUAGGGCUUUUCACAAAAGCCUGCCUAACUUAAAGGAGCCUUUUCAGAUCCAUUUACAACAUACUUAAGGUCAUAUUUUCCCUAAACAAGCGCUUACGGUGAUACGACUCUGUUUUCCUUGCUUGUUUUUUUUUCAAAUGGAGAAACACCCUACUUCGAAAAGUGGACCCCAGGCUGGAACUUUGAAGUUGCUGCCUGGGGCUGGGGAGGCUGGGGGGAUGCACCCCGGCUAGGUAACUGAGGACAGGAGCAACCAGUGCUGGGGAAGAUGGGAUUGUCAGACGCCAGGAUCAGGGGGCACGUGGAGGUGUCCGUGGGAAGCAGGUUGCCAGAAUCUUCUCACCGCCAGUCAGGUGAUUCCACACACACCUCACGAGGGAACCAUUCCUUUUUUAGUGUGUCCUAAUUCAUAUCUGUACACACUUCCUCAUUUUGUAAUGCAAGUUAAUGACAUCCAAACAGAUCCUGAAAGAAAGCUUCAAGUUUUCUCAGAUGAUGGAUGUGUUUCACUGCUGACGGAUUUAAGGCGCACGUUUCCCAGUGUGACUCGUGGUAUUCCAGUUAGUCUUUAUGAGACUUUAUUUCUGGGAAUAGCUGAAACAGGUCAGCCUCGUGCAGCCUUCGAGAAUUACAGAGGGUGAAAGGUGGCAGAGAAAAAGUCUUGUAUGUGCGUGUGUUUUUGAGUUGGCAUCAGUCUUAUUGUCUCUUCAUGAUACUUUUAUAAUGCAUUAAGCCUCUUGUCUACAUACUUGGAGAGAAUAUGACUUUACUAGCAGAGAAAUACAAUAUAUCUUGUCUACUGGACUGUAAAAUACAUGUAUGAAAUAAAAUUAGUUCCAUUUGGUCUUCUAGUAUAUUAAAGUGCUAUCUGACGUUGUUAUCCUGUUUUUGCAAAAAAAAAAAAGUUAACUACAGACCAUUGUUUCUAAUAAGCAGAGAGAUCUAUUUUAGUAGUAAACUGAAGGUUUAGUUGUGAGCUUCAGAUUUUGUGAACACCAGAUGUUGUGCAGUGUUUUUUUUUUUUUUUUUUUUUUAAGGCAACUGAAAAAAAAAUCCAAGGAAUAUGUACACUGGAACUGUAGUGGUAGCUUUCGGUAUUGUAAAGAGAUUGUUCUAUCCAGACCUUUGCUGUUAAUCCUGUAUGUAAUAAAGUCCUUUCUAGAUCCUAUGUGAAAAGAAACGUGAAGCGACUGAAUCUUCAGCAUGUUCUCAUCGGCGGAGCCUCCUUGUGUUAUGUAAACUGUGCCAUGUCAUUAAAAAUGUGAACCAAGCUUGCCGCUGCUUGUCUGUGUGAGAUGGCCACCCUUGCUUAGGGAAGAAGCCACGCGUGCGCAAGAAACACCUCGACCUGGAGGCUCCCCCACUGGGCCGGCCACUCUCCCCAGCUCAGUUAGUGACCUGCCAAUUAGUUUUUCUAGACAUUCGCACCUCACACCAUGGGUUAUGGAUUCUUUUUUCUUUUGUGUGUUCUGCACAUAAUGCUGUAAAAGUCCGGGAAGCUGUCGCUGGGUCUUGCAGUAGACGAGCCCAUGUGUGGGCCAAAUGAGCAAGUGCCAUUUGUGUCUCGAGCCUGCUCCAUGCUCAUGGCAGAAGCCUUUGCCGCGUCCAUCUGCGCUGACGAGAAACCCGAUGCAGGUCCUGACCACCGUGCUCGCCGAUCUGUGGACUCCAUCCUUCGAUUCUAUGUUCCAGAUACUUUGUUUCUGUGUCUCAAAUGAUGGUGGCAUAUCCCUCAUCCGUCUGCAGACUUCUUCCUGUCCUCUAAAAUCUGUUUUGUUUUGUUUUUUAAGAUGUUAAAAAAAAUUGUUAAAGUUUCUUGUAUCAACAUGA